CCACAACCGGCGUCGUCCGCCGCGGCCCGGGGGGAACUGAAGGAAAGUCAUCAUGGGAGCGUUUUUAGACAAGCCAAAGAUGGAGAAGCAUAAUGCCCAGGGGCAAGGGAAUGGGCUUCGUUAUGGUCUGAGUAGCAUGCAAGGUUGGCGAGUUGAAAUGGAGGAUGCACAUACGGCUGUUAUUGGUUUGCCAAAUGGACUUGAUGGAUGGUCAUUUUUUGCUGUAUAUGAUGGGCACGCUGGAUCACAGGUUGCCAAGUACUGCUGUGAGCAUUUAUUAGAUCAUAUCACGAGCAACCAGGAUUUUAAAGGGCCAGAUGGGCCACCGUCUGUGGAAAGUGUAAAGAGCGGCAUCAGAACAGGUUUUCUGCAAAUUGAUGAACACAUGAGAGUCAUCUCUGAGAAGAAACAUGGUGCAGACAGAAGUGGGUCAACAGCUGUGGGUGUCAUGAUUUCUCCCCAACAUACAUAUUUCAUCAACUGUGGAGACUCGAGAGGUUUACUUUGUAGAAACAGGAAGGUUCAUUUCUUCACACAGGAUCACAAACCAAGUAAUCCACUGGAGAAAGAGCGUAUACAGAAUGCAGGUGGCUCUGUAAUGAUUCAGCGUGUGAAUGGCUCUCUUGCUGUUUCAAGGGCACUUGGGGACUUUGAUUACAAAUGUGUCCAUGGGAAAGGUCCUACAGAACAGCUAGUCUCACCUGAGCCUGAAGUUUAUGAAAUUGAGAGAUCAGAAGAAGAUGAUCAGUUCAUCAUACUGGCUUGCGAUGGUAUUUGGGAUGUUAUGGGCAAUGAAGAGCUGUGUGACUUUGUAAGAUCCAGACUUGAAGUCACUGAUGACCUUGAGAAAGUUUGCAAUGAGAUAGUUGACACCUGCUUGUACAAGGGAAGUCGAGACAACAUGAGUGUGAUAUUGAUCUGUUUUCCGAAUGCACCAAAGGUAUCGCCAGAGGCGGUGAAAAGAGAGGCAGAGUUGGACAAGUACCUGGAAAGCAGAGUAGAAGAGAUCAUAAAGAAGCAGGGUGAAGGAGUCCCAGACUUAGUCCACGUGAUGCGUACGUUAGCAACUGAGAGCAUCCCAAACCUCCCGCCGGGAGGUGAAUUGGCAAGCAAACGGAGUGUGAUUGAAGCUGUUUAUAACAGACUGAACCCUUACAGGAAUGAUGACACUGAUUCUGCCUCAACUGAUGAUAUGUGGUAAAACUGCUCAUCUAGCUGUGGAGUUCACGUUUCACCCUUCAAAUGAAAGUGCAGCCCAACCUCAGUGACCCUUCUUAACAUCCAUCCUGAACCUUAAUUAAAGAAGGGAACAUGAUGUUGGUGAGAGUGACUACAGCAGUACGACGUCUAGCCCAGGAACUGAUCUUUUUUGUAAAACAGACUUCUGUAAACGUGAUUUCAAACCAUAAUUCAUGUUGUAAAUCAGACUCCAGCAAUUUAUGUUGUAUGAUUUUUGUUUUUUGUAAAGUGCAAUUGUCUUUGUACAAAAUGCUCAUAUUUAAUUAUGAACUGCUUUAAAUCAUUAUAAAGGUUAGAAGAAAUGUUUGGCUUGUGUGAUGCAACAGUAUAUAUCCCUUUAAAUUCAUGUUGUGGUUUUGGCUUGCAAGGAGCAGCAGCCUAGCCAGCUAGGUGCUCAAGAGGUGCACAAAACUGUAAAGAUCAUUUUUCUUUGUUUUAUAUGAAAGCUGAACUCAUGGGAAAUUUACCAGAAAUUACAGCGUGUGAAUUUGCUUGGCAAUGGAAAAAUAAUGAGUAGUGCACAUUCUUCAACAAACGUGUAUCGUUUCCUUGGAUGCGCUCCUGCUCUCGCAUCAAGUUAGAGGGAGGUCUGAUUCUGACUUCAGUGGGAGUCAUGCCGCAUUAAUAGUAUCAUGUUCAUACACGUACCAACCUUGGGAUUAGAAUGCCUUGAUUCUUUGCACCUCUUGUUGUUCUUUUCAUUAACCCUUACCUGAAACUACUAAUCACUGAGCAUGAACAGGCAGCUUUCUACAUACAGUAGAAGUCUGCAGCAUUUUUUACAAUCCUGAUUGGCUGGGUCUGCUGCUGUUCCAAGUAAAAUACUUUGAAUUCCAUUUUAUCAAUAAAGCUUGAUUUAACAAACAAGAAAUUUAUCCAUAAAUGUGUAAUUCCUUUUUUCCUGCCUUUGAAAAUGUCAGUGCCAUUGUAAAGGAUAUUUUACUUGUGGAAGACUAUUUUUAUUAAUUGGUAGCCCAUUUUUAAAAUGGGAAGGAUUUUGAUUAUUGCCCGAGACACAGCCAUAUGCUAGAGGGUGAUGUGGGAUUAAUCUGUUAACCUAUUUUUUACAAGCGUGGGUUUUUUCAGGCUUUUCAGUGGUUUUGGUUUUUCCUCCCCACUGAAGAUGUGCAUUGAUUUGAAUUUGCCUACUGUUUGAUAAAAAUACAUUUGUCAAAGCCUGACAAUCUUUUAACAUUUUCUGGUGUGUGUUUUUAAUUGACCCACUUACUUAGAAUGAGAGACUAGUGGUUAAACUUGUGAUUUGAGAUAUAGCAUGUUGACAAUAUUUAACUGUUCGUUGUUUAAAAUUCUAAUUUAAAAUUUUAUAAGAUAAUAAACUAAUUUUAAGCUUAGCUUUCUCCCAUUGAGCAUAUGGAAAAUUAAGUUUUCGAGUCAAUCGUGUUUGCAAAACUGCUGUUUUGUGCACCUUGUAUUGUCUUUUUGGUUGAGAAUAUUGUAUUUAAUAUGUAGUUUACUCAUUUAGUAGGCAGAUUCCCCAAAAAGGAAAAAUCAGUAAAACAAGUAGAUUGUAACAUUUACCGCAGUUAAACAGAAUCAGAACUUGGUGUAUAAUUACUUUUUGAUAGGAAAAUAUAGUACAAUGCAUUUUGCUAUAUUUGUCUUUCCCUAACUUUGAAAUAUACAUAUUUGUAUAUAUAGCCUUAAAACUAAUGCAGAGUUAGGGAACACUGAACAGUGAAAAAGUAACUUAUAGUGUCUUGGAACUAAGUAUAGUAUAUACCAGCAAACUUUUCUUUUAUCCCUCUUGUCUAUGUGGGGUGCUUAAACGUAACUUCAUUGUAUUCAGUUUGUAAUCUGUUCAAGCAUGAAUGAAGAAAACAUAAGCACUAUUUGUAUUUAUAAAUUUAUAGCAACUUUUGCUUAAAGAACCAGUUCCUUACCUACCUAUGAAUAAAUGCUUAAAAUGUCUAAUUUUGUUGUAGAGUGCAAAACUAUAAUAAUGUUAAGUUAUAGCUUCACAGGCACCUAAUUAACAAGCAUAUUUAAUAAUACAUGGCGUAUUAGUGCAAAAAGCUAAGCUUAAUUUAGGACUAGGCAGAUAAAGUUCUGUCCUUUUUUCAUAGAGACUCAAGUUUAGUUUUGGAAACUGCAAAACCUUGAACUGGACUGUGGAACCUUUGAGUUUUAAACUUCUAACAAUCAGAAGCAAAACUGGUGUGAAAAGCCAUACUUCAAACCAUAAUCACUUAAACUGUCUCAGUUGAGAAAUUAUCUCUUUGAAGCCUCUUCUGAGGAGGGUCUCCUAAAGGUUAGAAAAAAAUUAAUUCUCCUAUCGCUACAGGCGAUGUAACCGGGUUUGAGGGUAGUGGAAGAAAGGCCAUUUCAGGCCUUUCUCUCCCCUGCCUACGUUCAGCAUUUUGAGGUCAGAGCAAUGAAUCUAUUUGUAUGCAUACACUGCCAUUUUAGAUACAGAUUUUGAUUACAGAACACACAAGUAUGUAAAAUAUCCUAGAAAAGAGGCAAGCUGUACUUUUCACUGCUCUGAAAAGAAAAAGGCACUUUUGCACCUUUUUGCAUCUCCUUCUUGCACCAGAAACUUUCUUUUUUUCAAUGCUAAAAACAUUAGCACCUCAGGGGCAAGGCAGCAAUUUUUUUUAAAUUUUAUUUGAAGUGUUGUGUGCUAUUUAUUUCCCUCUUGGAAGAAGAUUCCUGUGUAGCAAAAAUGAAAAUUGUGUGAUGUUAAAAAUAUGUAUUUUUUUAAAUACAUGUUAAAAUAGGAUGGUCCCAAUUUGCUUGUUUUUAAAAGGCAAUGACACUUGUAAAGCUCCUUUGCUUAGUAUGCUGUGCAACUUUGUUUUCCUCCUUCGCUUGGCAGCUUCACUGGCUUCAGUUUCUGUGAGUUGUGUUACAGUCAUUAAAUGUUUUCACUGAUCCUUCUGGAAGAACACCUGUACUGCUUUAUAGACAACUGUUUCAACUAAUGCUCACUAAU
This is a messenger RNA of Indicator indicator, 4192 nucleotides long. RefSeq names its product protein phosphatase, Mg2+/Mn2+ dependent 1A (gene PPM1A). Bases 53 to 1201 code for a protein of 382 amino acids. The transcript has 6 exons. Lineage: Eukaryota; Metazoa; Chordata; Aves; Piciformes; Indicatoridae. The record is from RefSeq and is a predicted model, not a curated record. Gene Ontology annotation, biological process: protein dephosphorylation; positive regulation of canonical NF-kappaB signal transduction; positive regulation of canonical Wnt signaling pathway. Gene Ontology annotation, molecular function: protein serine/threonine phosphatase activity; magnesium ion binding; manganese ion binding. Gene Ontology annotation, cellular component: cytosol; nucleus.